Dicrocoelium dendriticum is the source of this 1425-nucleotide messenger RNA. Lineage: Eukaryota; Metazoa; Platyhelminthes; Trematoda; Plagiorchiida; Dicrocoeliidae. The record is from the annotation of a GenBank genome assembly.
AUGAGCACACUUAAUGAAGUUAUUCGCACUUUCAGUUUGUUGAUGGCGGACAUUACACAAUCUGAGAAGCUUAGACUACGAGUCUUCCCCGUUGACUUAACUGCACUCACAAAGUUUUAUCGAGCUGAAUAUAUAACGUUAUACAAGCUAUUCCAGCGCAAGGGAUACGAGGUUGGCAUUGUGGGCCUUGCGGUUUGCGACGCAAUUUUGGGCACUCAGCCCGAUUACGUGGAGUUUGUAACCUCAGCUACACCUGAUCAGCUGCGCACCAUGUUCCAACCCGACGACAUUCCGGGAUUAGAAGUAGUCAAAGAAACAAACGGAACAUUCACAAUCACCAUGAAUAAAAAGCUCGAAGGCCUGAGUACUACUAUCCGGAUAAAAACCGCACCUGUCACCAAAGAUUGGGAAUUUCAUGCAGCGCACAAGGAGUUCACAGUCAACUCGAUGCUUCUCAAAGUGCAUCCAGGAUCGUUUCCUUGCGGUCUCGGUAUUUCUGUGUGCUUUGGUCAACAGCCUAUCCCGUUUCGUGUCAAAGGAUACGUUUUUGAUUAUCAUGAUGGAGUUAAGGAUGUGCGGCACAGACGGAUUCGAUUCGUUGGCAAUCCGACCGCUCGCAUAAGUGAAGAUCCUCUAAGGAUUCUCAAAUACUUUCGCAUACAUGGAUAUCUAGCUACGCUGGAUCAACCUGACCUUCACGACCGCACGACAUUGAAGGCGAUAUUCGAAAAUGUGCAUACCCUCGCCAGGGUUGACGGCCAUUGUUGUUGGUUGGAACUGCAGAAAAUUAUGUGCUACAAUUCGACGCCAUCGCUGGUGCGUCGGAUGUUUGAUACCGGUGUGUUUCCUCACGUGGGACUUCAUGGAAUACCCGCUUUCUUAGAAAUGGAUUCCGCCUGGCAAAAGGGCAUUUUGAGUCGUAAUCCAUGGCCCGUCACUUGCCUGGCCACAAUUGUGUACAAUGAAGAGCAGGCUGUUGAACUACAUGAGCGUCUCGGCUUUUCAACUAUAGAUCGGAAAAUACUUUCAUACAUCAUUGAAAAUCGUAAAAAAUGCGCAACACUUUCAAAGCCGGAGAUAAAGCAACAUUUUCGACGUGAACUCCUGAUUUCCACUGAGAUAUUUCAUGGCAGACGAAUUGUGUUGAUGGAAAUGAUGAAAUACUUGGUCUACGACGUUUUACUACUCUUCUAUCUGAAGGGAUUGAGAAUCCCCAAGUGUCCUGUCACAAAGAAGGACGUACGCAGAACCUGGUCAGUGAAGUAUGGUCUAGCUGGUAUCUAUUUACGGAUUUUGCGUCAGCAAUGGGUGGACAGUGAUUGCACUUGGAAAAGAUGCAGAUUGCUUUCGAAGGAGAACAGAGCAAUCGUGGAAGACUUGGCAUUAGAGAGUUCCUCAAUAAAUAAUGGAGAAACCCAGAUGUGA